AUGGCAAUAAUUCCAUCCUCGAUCCGCCAACUUUCUCUCCUCCUCCUCGUCCUUUCAUCGACCGUCUCACUCCUCGCACCGCCAUCCACAGCCAACGACAGCAAUGUCCUUCUCACCGGCGAUGUUCUCCCCACCAACGGCCAGCUUUCCAACGGCGACGCCACAUUCGUCAUGCAGGGCGACUGCAACUUAGUAUUGUACAACAAGGGCCGCGGCUUCCAGUCCGGCACGUCCGGCCUCGGUGAUGCAUGCACGCUAACUCUCGACGACCUCGGCCAAUUCGUCAUCAUGGUCGCCAGCGGCUCCGCCGUCUGGAGCUCCACGCUCCGCGGCAACUACACGAGAGAAAAGUACGCCUCGCCCCGCGGCAACUACACGAGAGGAAAGUACGCCGCCGUCCUCCGACCCGACGGUGAAGUAGCCAUCUAUGGCCCUGCCGUUUGGUCCACGCCCAACUUCGGAUUCAGCACCGCGCGGGGUGCUGUUUCUACUCAGGCGAUGGAGGUUCCGAUGGCGAACAACGUGCUGUUCUCGUCCCAGGUUCUCUACGACGACGCCCAGCUCACGACGAGGGAUUACAUCUUCACCAUGAGGGAGAGUUGCAAUCUGGCCCUGGUUAAGAGGUCCAAAGGCAUCAUCUGGCAGACUGGAACGGUGGAUGGAGGCGAGAACUGCUUCCUUAGGCUUGACCACCGUGGGCAGCUGGCCGUUGUAGACGACGAGUACGAUACGGUGUGGCGCAGCCAGCCCGCAUCCAAGGAUGGAGACUAUGUGCUUGUGGUCCAGAUCAAUGGACAAGCCGUCGUCUAUGGACCCGUCGUCUGGUCGACAGCUUCCUACGCCUACUGA
Molecule: messenger RNA, 849 nt
Organism: Phoenix dactylifera (date palm)
Lineage: Eukaryota; Viridiplantae; Streptophyta; Magnoliopsida; Arecales; Arecaceae
Source: RefSeq, a predicted model, not a curated record